Molecule: messenger RNA, 6741 nt
Organism: Stegastes partitus (bicolor damselfish)
Lineage: Eukaryota; Metazoa; Chordata; Actinopteri; Pomacentridae
Gene: cacna1ab
Product: calcium channel, voltage-dependent, P/Q type, alpha 1A subunit, b
Exons: 44
Biological process (GO): chemical synaptic transmission; calcium ion import across plasma membrane
Cellular component (GO): neuronal cell body; membrane; voltage-gated calcium channel complex
Molecular function (GO): high voltage-gated calcium channel activity
Source: RefSeq, a predicted model, not a curated record
GAGGAGACGGAGCCCUACUUCAUAGCCAUCUUCUGUUUUGAGUCUGGGAUAAAGAUCCUGGCUCUGGGUUUUGCGUUACAUAAGGGCUCCUACCUGAGGAACGGCUGGAACGUCAUGGACUUUGUGGUCGUGCUCACCGGUAUUUUGUCGUCAGUGGGGUCUCAGCUUGAUCUGAGGACGCUACGAGCCGUCAGAGUGCUGCGACCACUUAAACUGGUGUCUGGAAUUCCCAGCCUGCAGGUGGUGCUCAAGUCCAUUAUGAAGGCUAUGAUCCCCCUGCUGCAGAUUGGCCUGCUGCUGUUUGUGGCCAUCCUCAUGUUUGCCAUCAUCGGCCUGGAGUUCUACAUGGGAAAAUUCCACACCACCUGCUACGAUGAAAACACAGGAGAGGUAGUGGAUGAACUGCCAUGUGGCAACGAGUUGCCGUCGCGGUUGUGUCCGAAUGGCACGGUGUGUAAACACGGCUGGCUUGGACCCAACUACGGCAUCACCCAGUUCGACAACAUCCUGUUCGCCGUGCUCACCGUCUUCCAGUGCAUCACCAUGGAGGGAUGGACAGACAUGCUCUACUACAGCAACGAUGUGGAGGGCAGCGCCUGGAACUGGAUGUACUACAUCCCCCUCAUCAUCAUCGGCUCCUUCUUCAUGCUCAACCUGGUGCUGGGUGUACUCUCAGGUGAAUUUGCCAAAGAGAGAGAGCGAGUGGAGAACAGGAGCGAGUUCCUCAAGCUGAGGCGGCAGCAGCAGAUUGAGAGAGAGCUCAACGGAUACCUGGAGUGGAUCUGCAAAGCAGAGGAGGUGAUUCUGGCUGAGGAAGACGCCACAGGGAACUUUGAUGGUUCGAGGCGAAGGCCAACCAUCAAAACCAAAAACAACAAGACAGAGCUGCUGAACCCUGAGGAAGGCGAGGACAACAUAGGGGACGCAGUAGGUUUUGCACGCUCCAGUAUUAAGAGCGGUAAGGAGGGCUCCAAUUACAGUAAGAAAGAGCGACGGCUGCGAUUCUUCAUCCGCAAGAUAGUGAAGACGCAGGCUUUCUAUUGGACGGUGCUCUGCCUGGUGGGCCUCAACACCAUGUGUGUGGCUGCGGUGCAUUACAACCAGCCUGAACUGCUCUCUGACUUCCUCUUCUAUGCAGAGUUUAUUUUCCUCGGUUUGUUCAUGUCUGAGAUGCUGAUCAAGAUGUAUGGUCUGGGCAUCCAGCCCUACUUCCACUCCUCAUUCAACUGCUUUGACUGUGUGGUAAUCGUGGGCAGUAUCUUCGAGGUUGUGUGGGCCACCAUUAAACCAGGCACAUCUUUCGGAAUCAGUGUGCUCCGAGCUCUGCGACUGCUCCGCAUCUUCAAAGUCACCAAAUACUGGGCUCCUCUUCGAAACCUGGUGGUGUCUCUGCUGAACUCCAUGAAGUCCAUUGUCAGUUUGCUCUUCCUCCUCUUCCUCUUCAUCGUGGUCUUUGCCUUGUUGGGGAUGCAGCUGUUUGGAGGACAAUUUAACUUUGAAAUUGGAACCCCGCCCACUAACUUUGAUACUUUUGCAGCGGCAAUCAUGACAGUGUUUCAGAUCCUGACAGGAGAGGACUGGAACAUGGUGAUGUACGAUGGCAUUGAGUCCCAGGGAGGUGUGAAUGACAAAGGAAUGGUCUUCUCUAUCUUCUUUAUUGUCCUCACACUCUUUGGCAACUACACUCUGCUGAAUGUCUUCUUGGCCAUCGCUGUGGACAAUCUGGCCAACGCCCAGGAGCUUACCAAGGACGAGGAGGAACAAGAGGAGGCAGCCAAUCAGAAGACAGCACUACAGAAGGCAAAAGAGGUGGCGGAGGUCAGCCCGCUGUCCGCUGCUAACUUGUCUAUUGCUGCUAAGGAGCAGCAGAAGAACCACACCAAGGGCAACAAGUCGGUGUGGGAGCAGAGAACAAGUGAGAUACGCAGACAGAACCUGAUGACGAGUCGCGAGGCGCUCUACAAUGAGCUGGAGCAGGACGACUGGAAGGUGGGAGAAGGAGAAGAGGUGGCCUACCCAAGAAAAGGACGAGGUGAUAUGAAAACCCACCUGGAUCGUCCCCUGGUGGUGAACCCGCAGGACAACCGCAACAACAACACCAACAAGACCCAACCUGGUGAGCUGCCUCUGGAUCAGGAAUACCAGCGUCAAGACAUAGACCACUGCCGUCGCGCCGCCCACUACUAUCACUACCACCGCCAUCAUCAUCAGAAAGCCAUUGGGCCAGACAGCGGAGAGACGGGUCAACUGGCGGAGACCCGCAUGGAGCACGGCUUCAGCUGCACAUCUCUGGGCAACAUUGAGGGCAAUGUGGAGGGCCAUCAGGGGGAAGAGAGGCACAGCCACAGGAGCCAUCGAGGCCAUCGGCACAGAAACAGGGAAGGCAGGGAGGCUCGCAGCGUUUCUCCCCACCACAGCGAGGGGGUAGAGGGGAACAACGAGCACAGGAGGUCCAGACAGCAUCGCAGGGCGGCAAGGGAGGGGGAGGAGGGCCGACGACACAGAUCCAGGGGGACGGAGGGCGAGGUGGAAAAAGGCGAGGAAGGUGAGGGGAGAAAGACAAGACGACAUCGCCAUGGCAACCAGGAAAGAAGCAGAGGGCAUCGCACGAGAAAGGAGCACCACAGCACCGGCCCCAGCCUCUCCACCACACGGCCCAUACAGCAGUAUAACGAGGACCUGGACAACUUCCGCAACAACAGCAAACUGGCCAAUGCCCACGAGCAUCCUUACGCUCUCCCACCAGAUCACCCUGACCAUCCCGACCACGUUAACAACCUGCUGAACUGUCGUGACGCUGACACCCACACCCUGCUUCACAGCAUGGACAGCCUCAUCCUGACUAGCAUGGCCAAACCCGAGUACACAACCAUAGACAUGCCCCCUGUCUACCCCUACCCCUCGACCAAUGCCAUCCUACAAGUGAACAAGAACGCCAACACCGACCAGAAGAAGAGCGAGGAGAAGAAGGAGGAGGAGGACGAGGGUGGAGAUGAAGACGGCCCCAAACCCAUGCCUCCCUAUAGCUCCUGCUUCAUAAUGUCGACCACCAACCCGUUUCGGAAGUGCUGUCACUACAUCCUGACUCUGAAGUAUUUUGAGUUCAGCAUCCUGUCUGUCAUCGCUAUGAGCAGCAUCGCCCUCGCUGCAGAGGACCCUGUCUGGCCUGACUCACCGCAAAACAAUGUGCUGCGUUAUUUUGACUACGUUUUCACAGGCGUCUUCACAUUUGAAAUGUUGAUCAAGAUGGUGGUGCUGGGCUUGUUUCUCCACCAGGGCUCCUACUUCCGCGACUUGUGGAACAUUCUGGACUUUAUAGUGGUUAGUGGUGCUCUGGUGGCCUUCGCCUUCACGGGGAGCAGCAAAGGCAAAGACAUCAGUACAAUCAAAUCUCUGCGUGUGCUGAGGGUGCUGCGUCCUCUUAAGACCAUCAAACGUCUCCCCAAGUUAAAGGCUGUCUUUGACUGCGUGGUCAACUCACUGAAGAAUGUGCUGAACAUCUUGAUCGUCUACAUGCUCUUCAUGUUCAUCUUCGCCGUGGUGGCUGUGCAGCUUUUCAAGGGUCGCUUCUUCUACUGCACGGACGAAUCCAAAGAGUUUGAGCGUGAUUGCAGGGGCGAGUAUUUAGUAUAUGAUAGAGAUGAAGUUAAAGCUCAGAAGCGGGAGUGGAAGAAGUACGAUUUCCACUACGACAACGUGGCUUGGGCCUUGCUCACCCUCUUCACUGUAUCCACUGGAGAGGGGUGGCCGCAGGUGUUAAAGCACUCAGUGGACUCCACAUAUGAGAAUCAGGGCCCGAGCCCGGGAUACAGGAUGGAAAUGUCCAUCUUUUACGUGGUGUACUUCGUUGUCUUCCCCUUCUUCUUCGUAAACAUCUUUGUGGCUCUCAUCAUCAUCACCUUCCAGGAACAGGGGGAUAAGAUGAUGGAGGAUUAUAGCUUAGAAAAGAAUGAGAGAGCCUGUAUAGAUUUUGCCAUCAAUGCCAGACCUCUGACUCGCCACAUGCCGAAGAAUAAACUUAGCUUCCAGUAUCGCAUGUGGCAGUUCGUGGUGUCUCCGCCCUUCGAGUACAGCAUCAUGGCUCUAAUCGCGCUCAACACCAUCGUCCUCAUGAUGAAGUUUGACGGUGCAUCAAAAACCUACGAUGAUGUCCUGAAAAACCUCAACAUCGUGUUUACCACCUUCUUCUUUAUGGAAUCAGUCCUCAAGAUCAUUGCUUUUGGCCCUCUGAAUUACUUCAGAGACGCCUGGAACAUUUUUGAUUUUGUCUCCGUCCUUGGAAGCAUCACUGACAUAUUAGUGACAGAACUUGGGGUAAGUGCUCAUUGCUUCAAACUCUUGUUCCUCUUUCUUUUUCUCCUUUGUGUGUAGUUGUUUGGUAACCUGGCACUAGAUGAGGAGGGAGAGAGUGCCAUCAAUGAGCACAAUAACUUCCGAACUUUCAUUAUGGCCCUAAUGCUGCUCUUCAGGAGCGCUACGGGCGAGGCAUGGCAUGAGAUCAUGUUGGCUUGCCUUGGUGGUAAAGAAUGUGACCCGGCCUCAGGGAACACAGAACCCGAGUGUGGCAGCACCUUUGCCUACACCUACUUUGUCUCUUUCAUCUUUCUGUGUUCUUUUCUGAUGCUGAAUCUGUUUGUGGCUGUCAUCAUGGACAACUUUGAGUACCUGACCAGAGACUCUUCUAUCCUGGGGCCGCAUCACCUGGACGAGUAUGUAAGGAUAUGGGCCGAGUACGACCCUGCCGCCUGCGGGCGCAUACAUUAUAAGGAUAUGUACAGUUUAUUGCGAGUUAUCUCCCCUCCUCUGGGCCUUGGCAAGAAAUGCCCACAUAGGGUGGCCUGCAAGAGACUGCUGCGCAUGGAUCUGCCAGUUGCCGAUGACAACACAGUGCAUUUUAACUCCACCCUCAUGGCUCUAAUCAGGACAGCUCUGGAUAUAAAGAUUGCCAAGGGCGGUGCAGACAAGCACCAGAUGGAUGCGGAGCUGAGAAAGGAGAUGAUGGCUAUUUGGCCGAACUUAUCGCAGAAGACACUGGACUUGCUGGUUACACCGCACAAGGCAGCCACAGACUUGACGGUGGGCAAAAUCUACGCUGCCAUGAUGAUCAUGGAAUACUACCGGCAGAGCAAGACGAAAAAGCUUCAGGCCCUGCGAGAGGAACAGAACCGAACGCCAUUAAUGUUUCAGCGCAUGGAGCCGCCCUCUGAGGGAGGGGGCACGGACGGCCAGGGGGGGCAGGGCCAGAACGGCCUCCCCAGCACCCAGCCGGACAACGUCAACAGCAUACCUCCUGAGGGUGGCAUGACUGAGAGCCAGUCGUGGAUGACAACUAAAGCCCAGGAAAUGUUCCAAAAGACGGGUAACUGGAGCCCUGACAGACCCUACCCUGACGACCUCCACGACAACCGCCACAACCCCCAGACGGUAGAGAUGAGGGAGAUGGGGCGGGACGGGUACUCCGACACUGAGCCCUAUCACCCAAUGGAUGGGCAUGGGCGGACCCUCUCCAUGCCCCGCCUCUCGGCAGACAACCAACGGAGGAGACACAAGCCUCGCGGAAAUAACCUCAGUACCAUCACUGACACCAGCCCGAUGCGUCGCUCCACCUCCAGCCUGGUCCAUGGGCGCUCAGGUCGUGGUGUGAGGCUGGAUGACUACUCCCUGGAGAGGGUGGUGUCUGAGGAGGGACGACACGGAGGAGGGCGCAGGCACAGGGACCGAAGUCACCGCACCUCACAGCGCUCCCUGACCAGAUACACCGACGCAGACACGGGUCUGGGCACAGACCUCAGCACCACCACACAGUCAGGUGACUUGCCACCCAAGGAGCGCGAGCGAGACCGCGGCCGGACCAAGGACCGUCGUCACCACCACCAUCACCAUCAUCACCACAGCUCUAUGGACAAGGAGCGCUACGGCCCCGACCGCCACGAGUAUCCCCACAGGCAUCCUCAUGACCGCCACUGGUCCCGGUCGCCCAGUGAGGGGCCUGAUGGACGAGGUCCCAGACAGGGCAGUAGUUCGGUGAGCGGCAGCCCGGUCCCCUCCACCUCGGGGACCAGCACUCCACGGAGAGGCCGUCGCCAGCUGCCCCAGACCCCUGCAGUCCCACGUCCACAUGUCACCUACUCCCCUGCCGUCCGCAAGCCCAGCUAUGGCCCCCCGGGGCCGGGCCGCCUGCGUUCACCCUCCCCCCGACACUUCUCCCCACCAGACCACGACAGAGGCUACCACCACCGACCCCCGUCACGCCACGCCUCUCCCCACCACGGGGGGUCCUCAUCCCGACAUGGCUCCCCGCGCUCCCCUAGGCAUCAGUCCCCACGCUCGCCCCUCCACGGCUCACCUAGGUCCCCUCACCGAAGCCGCUGGAGUGGGCCUCCACCUGGGGACAGCCUGGAGGGUGACGGGCCCUUCUACGAGAGAGAUUAUGAGUAUGAGCGGCACCAUGAGCCUCCUGCCUACGAGCAGAGCCUCUCCCAUGGCAACCCACACCCACAUGGAGGAAAUCCUCACCCACACCCACGCUCACCUAGGACUGCCCGCCACGGGCCCCCUCCGCCCCCUCACCCACAUCCACGUAGGGUACCCAAUGGCUACCGCUCAUCCUCACCUUCCCCACAUCGGCGGGGACCACCAGGGGCGCCACCCCACCCACACCACCGGCCCCCCCAUGCCAGAGGGCCCCGCAAGGGCCUGCAUGAACCUUAUAGCGAGACGGACGAGGAUGACUGGUGCUAG